This is a messenger RNA of Clonostachys solani, 8031 nucleotides long. Lineage: Eukaryota; Fungi; Ascomycota; Sordariomycetes; Hypocreales; Bionectriaceae. The record is from the annotation of a GenBank genome assembly.
AUGGAGGUGUCGAUCUCCCCAUUCCCGAACGAUGCGUAUGAGAUAGGAUGGAUCUCCGCACUGCCUAUCGAACUAGCUGCCGCAAGGGGGAUGCUGGACGAAGAGCAUGGCAUCCUGCAGUCGCCUCCACCUUUGCAAGACAGCAACAGCUAUGUUCUGGGACGUUUGCACUCCCACAAGGUCGUCAUCGCAUGCCUACCUAGAGGUGAGGUCGGUGGCAGCUCAGCCGCCGUGUCUGCCAGAGAUAUGCUCGGUAUUUUCCCCAAUAUCCGCGUUGGAUUGAUGGUUGGCAUCGGAGCUGGAAUACCGAGCUGGAAAGGCGACAGUGGGAGUGUCGACGAUGAAAACACGGACCAGGAGGACGAGGGCUUGGCUGAGGGCGAUGUGCGUCUUGGCGAUGUAGUCAUCAGCAGCGACAAAAAGACAGGCGGUCUUGUUGCAUAUGGUUCGGGGAAAAAGCUGCCAGGCGGGUCAUUUGAGGUCGCAUAUCAUCUGAACCAGCCUCCAAGAGUCCUGCGUGUUGCGUUGUCUACUAUGGAAGCCGACCAUGAGCUACGCGAGAAUCGCAUCACCGAGUAUAUGAAGCAGAUGGUCGAAAAACUCCCGCCGGGGACGCGAGAGAAGUGGUUGCAUCCAGGACAGGCCAAGGACAUUCUUUUCCCUGUAAACUACGUGCACCAAGGAGGCAGGUCGUGUAAGAACUGCGAUCGCCGAAAAGCCAUAAGGAGAAUCCCAGCCUUUCGAUCUGGCACUACUCCCGCCAUUCACUAUGGCGUUAUUGCGACAGGCUCCGAGGUCGUCAAGCAUGCACUAACUAGGGAUCUUAUCGGAGCUACACACAACGCCAUCGCUCUGGAGAUGGAGGCCGCAGGGCUCAUGAACAACUUCCCUUGCGUGGUCAUUCGGGGCAUCUCGGAUUAUGCAGAUUCGCACAAAAACGACCAAUGGCAUCGAUUCGCAGCAGCAAGCGCAGCAGCUUGUGCAAAAGAGCUACUCUUGUUCAUCCGCGCAACCGAUUUCUUCCCGUUUGCUGCAAGCGACAUGAGGUUGAUUAUUGAUCAAGUCGAGAGCAGUAUCAAUGAUUUCGGGAACGGAGUGAGAAAUCUUCAUGCGAAACAGCAGCAAGAACGUCUGCGAAAAUGGCUUUCGGCUCCCGACCCAUACAUCAAUCUUGCCAACGCCCUAGAAAAACAUCAUUGUGGCACUUGCUCAUGGUUUCUUGAGGGCGAUAAGUUCAGAGAGUGGAUGCUAGGAACUCGUCGUAUUCUAUGGGUACGGGGACUGCCAGGCUCUGGAAAGACUGUCUUAAGCUCUCAAGUGAUCUCUGCGCUCCUUGCAGACCGGCGCGGCAGAGACUUAUCGCCCAUAUACUUCUUUUUCGAUACGAGGGACCGCGAUAAGUCCUCGCUGGAUGAUCUUCUUCGAUCGCUCAUCUCGCAGUUGUCUUCAAUCUCGAAUAAAGCCAUGGAAAAUCUCAGGACAGUUUUUGCGGAAAAGUAUGUAGAUGGCGAUAAACGGCUGCUCCCUAGGGACCUGAAUGCGAUCUUCCUGGCAAUGCUUCAGAGUACAGACGAGCCCAUUCGACUUGUGAUUGACGCACUGGACGAGUGUAACACACCGGAUGAAGUUCUAACCUGGAUGCGAAAUCUCACUAUGGAGCUCAGAGAUGUUUCUGUUCUGGUCACUAGUCGAGACGAAAGCCGAAUCGAAUCGGCGAUGAGAGACUGGCUCGACGAGGAGAGCCAGUUUGCGUCUCUAGACAGUCAAAUGGUGAACGUUGACAUUGCCACCUACAUACAGGAGACGGUGCAGGGCGACCUCAACUUCAAUCGAUGGAGAAAUGUGCCUGGUUUUCUAAGCUCCAUGCAGGCUGAGAUGAUGAAGAGAGCUAAUGGAAUGUUUCGACUUGUAGCGUGUCAUUUACAAGUCCUUAGAACGUGCGUUGAUAUCGGGCAAAUAGAGGAGGAACUGAAGCGCCUGCCAACCACGCUAGAAGAAAUGUACGACAGGAUACUCCAAAGAAUCGAAAGUCACCACCAUGAGAGGGUAAUACGCAUGUUACAGUUCAUGGUUUACAGCCAAAGGCCGAUGCGGGCCGAAGAACUGGUGGAUGCGGCUGCUGUGGACCUUCUGAGGCACCCUCCGUUUGAAAUAGAUCGCAGGAUGCCGGAUACCCAGGGUGUUCUCGACAUUUGCCCGAGUCUUCUUACGCGAGCAUCUGGGCUGAGCAAAGACACUGACGACACUUCUACGGAUCUCAUUGAACUAGCUCACGCGACGGUGAAGGAAUACUUGCUCUCGCUCACACCGUCGAACAUGUUCUACGACGUGGCGAAUUCGACGCUGGCACACGGGGUUAUCGCCACUGUAUGUGUGGCGUAUCUCUCCCACAUCAAGGAAGGUCAAUCGCCGGAAGCUAUUCAGAAGCAAUUCCCAUUAGCGCAAUUUUCCUCCAGAUACUGGCUCGAGCAUGCUGAGGCCUCAGAAACUCUCCCUGAAGUAAGGAAGGCGUCUAUCACAUUUUUGACCCGGGACAAGACGAGACGGAUAUGGAGUCUGCUCUAUAACCCCGAUCGUCCUUGGCUUAAUACUACUCCCGAGUCUUACACGCUGGGAUCUCCAAUUUAUUAUGCUGCUCUGGCUGGGCUCACUAAUACUGUGGCGACGUUGCUUGAACACGGAGCAGAGCUACCAUCGCCGGGCGGAGACUACCACAAUGCGCUCCAAGCCGCCUCCAUUGGGGGCCAUGAGGAGAUUGUCCGACUACUAAUAAAUCACCGUGGAAUAAAUGUUAAUGCCAUGGGUGGCCUUUUAGGGAAUGCCCUGCAGGCGGCUGCAACAAAUGGCAAUGUCAAGGCGUUGUCUCUGUUGCUAUCGCGUGGUGCGGAUGUCGGCGCCGAGUGUGGGAAGUAUGGCAACGCACUUCAGGCAGCUUCGGCUCGAGGUAACCAUGAAGUUAUUCGCCUACUACUCGCCAAUGGGGCUCGGGUUAAUACACAGGGAGGGAAGUACUCCAACGCGCUCUACGCAGCCUGUUAUCGUGGCUAUGAGGAAAACGUCCGAAUUCUUCUCAGUCACGGGGCAGAUUGUAAUGUAGAGACUGAACAGCACAUUACACCGCUCCAAGCCGCCGUGGGAGAUAACCAUAUCGGGAUAGCUAAGCUACUGCUGGAAAAGGGGGCAAAAGUCAACCAUAUUAGUGGCCUAUAUGGAACUGCUCUUCAGCUAGCUGCCGUCCGUGGUCACGCUCGCAUGAUAAGAUUGCUGGCUGAGCAUGGGGCGGACAUCAAUGCACAGGGCGGUUGGUUCGGGAAUGCCCUCCAGGCAGCCUCUGCUCGAGGCGACGGAUCAAUCAUACAGUUUCUGCUAGAGAGAGGCGGAGAUCUCAAUUCGCGAGGGGGAUACUAUAGGAGCGCACUACAGGCUGCCGCUGCACGGGGACAUAUCGGUAUCGUCACAAAACUGCUGGAGGCUGGCGCCCAUGAUGAUCCGGGCGUCGAUGAAGACAAUGACUACGGAGGCGUUGAGCUCGCACAGGAAGCAUUUGAAUGCGAGAUACCAAGCGAUGAAGCUUCUUGGAAUUCUGCAAGCCAAUCUCUGGCUCGAUCAGUUAUUUCGCAAUCCAGUAUUGCGAAAGCUCAACAGCGGCUUCUCCAAGGUGUGGACCAGACACUUGAGGAGGGGAUUUUCAUUCGAGACAAAAACUUCAUGACACAGCUCCUCGGCGAGCGGCCACGGCAAACGGUAUAUACUAGGAGACACGAGGCAUUGUUCAUUUCGCCCCAUAAAAUCGUCGAGGAGCUGGAGUGGGAGCUCAUGAGACAGAAAUUUCAGCGGACUCUGCACCAAAGACUGCAUGCCACCGCGCUUCAGGCUGCCUCUGCCAGCGGGCAUAGCGAAAUAGCCAAACUCUUGCUGGAUACUGGUUCUGAUCCUAAUGCGACUGGGGGAACUUAUCACAACGCUCUUCAAGCUGCAGCGGCCCAGGGACAUUUGCUGGUUGUCAAGCUCCUGCUUCAAGCAGGAGCAGACCCGGAUAUUCGUGGGGGGUUCUACGGAACUGCCAUCAUGGCUGCUGCUGCACACGGUUAUCAUCAGCUAGUGCGUCAUUUGUUAAAGGACGUGGCGGAGCAGAGCCUAUCCAAAGGCGUGUUCUUUGCGUGUCUUCUCACCGCGGCGGCUAGAGGACAUGACCUGGUCGUCGAAACGAUCCUCGAAAAAACCUUUUGCGUCGACAUAAGAGAGUUCUCGUACCAGCAAGCGCUGCAUUUUGCAGCCGCCAGAGGUCAUUGCAAAGUGUUGAAAGUGUUGUUAAUGCGAGCCAAGGAUGCAGACAUUAAAGGGCGAUGGUAUACCGCUGCACUGUUUGCUGCAGCAGAGAAGCAGCAGCUUCAAACUACACGCAUCCUGCUCCAGGCUGGCGCUGACGUUAACGAAAGUCUUGUGAGGGCGAGAACUUCGGAAACACACAGUAAUGGCAGAGUAUAUGGUAGUGUGCUUGAAGCAGCGGUACUUGGAGGCAGUAUCGAGAUAACAAAGCUGCUGCUUGAGGCCGGCGCAGAUCCCAACCCCAACACUCUACUGCUGGGCACAACGCUGCAUAUUGCGGCCGAGAUGGGCCAGGUUGAUACAAUGCGUCUAUUGAUAUCCCAUGGGGCCGAUUGGGAGACAGACCCUCGAAAUUGGAGAGAGAUGCUGAAUCUAGCUUCUGCCAUGAAUCAUCUCGACGUUGUUCGCCUUCUCUUCGAUUUAAAGGGCAGUAGCGUGAGCAGCCAAGACAUCGAUGAUGGACUGCGAGCAGCGAUCAGUUCCAGCGGUCAAGUACGAGAGUGUGAUUUCGAGUGGCCCAACAGGCCAAGCCUUGAGCGACCAAAUGGCUGCCCCGAGGUUAUCGAGUUUCUCCUUUCAAAAGGAGUGGACGCGGAUCGCCAAAAAGCCCUUCAACUCGCCGUGGACAGGCGUGACCUAGAUAUGAUACGCAUGUUGCUAAGUCAUGGUGCCAAAAUGGAAGCCAUCGUUUGGUCAGAUGAUUCCAUCUACUGUAUCACCCAGGCACAGGGCACUGCGAAUAGGCGGUUGGCCAAUAUGCUACUUGAAGCAAGCGUUGAACGUGACAUAGAUGAGAAAUUGAGGGGUCAUAUACUCGAAGUAGCCGCCAGUACUGGCCACACGCGGGUCGUGACUAAACUGAUUGAGCAAGGACGAUUGAACGACGAUGCUAGCACUCAUGUACACCAGCUAGGCCGCGGACUCCAUGCUGCCAUCAGAAAUGGCCAAAGAGAGGCCGCUGAAAUGCUGAUUGCCCAUGGAGCUGAGGUGAACCUAAAGCUCUCUGGGGGUGAAGGGCCUUUAUCGGUGGCUUUUCAGGCAGGUUGCAAGCGGAUGGUCACGCUUCUUUUGGAUGCUGGGGCUGCUCUACACUUCCCAUACGGUCGUCGUCCACUCCAAGCCGCAGCCGAGUGGGGGAAUGUUCAUAUCCUACGGCUAGUUUUGGACCAAGGCUGCGGAAACGACGUCCAAGACGCACUGAACAACAUCGGAAGUUCCGAGAAGGCAGAGAAGAUGGAGAUAUUACUAGACUGGGCAAGAGAUCGGGGGAUUGAAUUAUGCCUUGAUGAAGCUCUAGUGCAAACCUGCCUUAGAUGCGACGAAGUGUUAGCCGGGGUUUUAUUGCAUAAGGGUGCCAACCCCAAUGCCGUGGACAUGGUGAGGAUAUUGCUUUCUUCGGCCUUUGACUUCGCCAAGAUGGCUAACUGGAUUGGCUAUAUUACCAAAGACCUUUUGUCCGAUGAUAAUGCAGGCUUAGCAAAGUUGCUAAUUGCGAAGACGACUUCCCGCAUUGAAGUAGACCCAGAGGUGAGGAGCCACUUGCUUCAAGAAGCCUCCUCUCAUGGAUCAGAGCGGAUUGUGCGACUUCUUCUUCCAUUGCCCAAUGACGACUCUAAGCUUCCUAUAAAGGGUCUCAAUCUCGCUCUCAAAGCCGCGGUCACCUCGGGCCACUCUACAAUCGUUAAGCUCCUCCUCGGACAAGAAGGGUUAGACAUUUACUCGGUUGAUCCGGGACCAGGAAAAAAUAUCCUCUGGGAGGCGGCUAACCAAGGCAAUCCUGAGGUUGUCAGCCAACUCCUACGUACUAAUAUCCACCUUUCCGAUCACACUAUUUGGGGAAAUGCUCUACUGGCGGCCGUCUCAAAAGGUCACAAGCUCGCACUAGGCGUGCUGCGACAGGCAGGGGCCAAGCUCGGUGGCAGCGGUGAUUGCGAUGAGUCCCGGGAGGUCUCCGAGUUCAUCAAGGCUGCCCUCAAAACUGCCUGUGCUAACGGCUAUGUGCAAAUAGCAACUGAACUAAUCAAGACUGGGGACAUUGAGGAUCUGAAAACAGUCCUGCGCGAAGGACUUUAUCAUGCUGCUCGAAGUGGGCAUGAACUCAUGGUCAAGUUUCUCUUGCAACGACCAGAGGUUGUAGAACAGACGCCUGAGAGGCUCUCCCGUGCUCUUCUAGCCGCCGUAGAACAUGGAAGCACUCGAAUUGCAAGGCUCUUGAUAAACCAGGGCGCCGAUGUUAACUAUCAGAGCUACGAGGACGGCUGUGCUUUGAUGAUUUCUGCGCAAGGUUACUUUCGAGGUCUCAAAAUGGCAAAAUGGCUCCUUGACCAAGGCGCAUGUCUCGAUCAAAAAGACAAGCGCACUGGACAAACCCCAGUGGAGUGCGCUGUACAGAAGAACUACCCAGAUAUAGUGCGACUGAUGCUCAGAUACGCGACUGAGGUUCACAUUGACCAGUUCGGAGAAGCGCUUAAAGCAGCCGUGGCACUCGGCCCGGAACACACAAUGAUACUAGGAUUGCUCUUAACUGCCGGCGUCGAUCCUAAUGCGUAUAAUAAAAUGUAUGGGGACGCCCUCCAGGCUGCUUCUGCGCAUUGCAACAUCGCGGCGGUCAAGAUGUUGCUUGAGCAUGGAGCAAAUGCUAAUCUUAGAGGCGGCGUUUAUGGCAAUGCUCUUCAGGCCGCUGCAUUUGGCUAUCCCUCGCCUAAAAGCGUGCGUUCGCCGGGCCCAUCGACGGAUCAGGAGGAGUUGGUCAGUCUCCUGCUUGAGAGAGGCGCUGAUACGAAUGCCACUGGCGGGUGUUUUGGUACAGCACUGCAAGCAGCGUCAUUCGCGGGUAGAGACAAUGUGGUUCUAAAAUUACUCGAUGCCGGGGCUCGAGUUAAUUCUCGGACUGAUGGACCAGUUAGUACAGUCACAGCAGCGCCAAUAAUUGCGGAUGGUACGCCUCCUCUACAGCUGCGGCGAUUUAUAGAGAAUGGAGAUCUCGGAGGGCAAGCCACGCAUUUCACCGCACUGUCAGUCGCUUUGAUGAUGGAAUCCCAAGACAUAGCCAAGAUACUUGUGGAAGAGGGUGCCGGAAGUAAGACGCAACUUGGAGUGGUUAAGACCAUGAGUGGCGCUUCUCAUCAAGUUACCCGGUCCAACAUUCACAAUGACUCUUUGAUAACCAGUCGAGAAAAUAAGACUCUACCGAAUGAUUCAGGGCAAUUGUUCAAGACCGAGCCUUCCACCCCCCAGACGUUUCAGGAUCUACUGCAAGAAUUGCUCGAUGACGGUAUCGACAUCAACACACCGAAUGGACGAUUUGGCAAUAGCCUACAGGCUGCGAUAAGCAGUGGACAUGAGAAUGUUGCUCAACUCCUGAUUGCUCGAGAUGCAGACGUGAAUGCUCAAGGUGCAUAUAGAAACGGGCUCCAAGCUGCCAUUUGCUGCGGUAGCAGCGACGAUCUGGUCCACGCACUGCUUCGCCAAGGCGCUGAAGUCAAUGUCAGAGGCGGGCAGUACGGGCACGCCCUUCAGGAGGCUGCAGCUAAUGGGAAUGCUUCUGUCGUCGAGCUUCUUCUGAGCUAUGGUGCGCAGGUGAAUGCAGAAGGAGGCGAGUAUGGGAAUGCUCUUCUGGCUGCAGUUAUGACGGGGCACAAGGAAGUGGUGAGAUUAUUGGUUAAUGCAGGGGCUGAUAUAAACGCACGCAUCGUCGUUUGA